Triplophysa dalaica is the source of this 1109-nucleotide messenger RNA. Its product is annotated as legumain-like. The record is from RefSeq and is a predicted model, not a curated record. The transcript is spliced from 11 exons. Gene Ontology annotation, biological process: vacuolar protein processing. The coding region runs from base 161 to 949 and encodes 262 amino acids. Lineage: Eukaryota; Metazoa; Chordata; Actinopteri; Cypriniformes; Nemacheilidae. Gene Ontology annotation, molecular function: cysteine-type endopeptidase activity.
CUCCGACCCGUUGUAUUCUCCACCCACCAUCUCAAAUGAGCGCAGUUUACUGCCUAUAUAAAGACAGAGAUUAUCAGACUAAAACACCUGAAAACCACUGGACAGACACACACCUGAUACUCAACGCAGAACGCAACAUUAUUUGGAAAAGGAUCAAGAAAUGUCUGGAAAAAAAUGGGUUCUCCUUGUCGCCGGCUCAAAGGGCUGGAAAAAUUACAAACAUCAGGCCAAUGUGUGCUGUCACUAUCAGUUGAUUAAGAGACAAGAAAUUCCUGAUGAUCAGAUUGUGACGAUGAUGUAUGAUGACAUCGCUGAUAAUCACAAUAACCACCACAAGCAACAGAUUCUCAGUGUACUAGGUAAUGAAAACGUGUAUAAAGGAGUUCUGAAGGAUUACACUGGAAAGGAUGUGACCCCACAGAACUUCCUGAAUGUUCUUCAAGGGAAUGAGUGCACUAAUAAGAAAGUCAUAGACAGUUGUAAAGAUGACAACAUCUACAUCUACAUGACCGGUCUAGGGACGGAAAGCACGUUUGAAUUUCCUGAGGAGUCUCUUCAUGCCAGUGAAUUCAUUGAAGCAAUUCAGAACAUGACUGCCCACAAUAAAUUCUCCAAGAUGAUCAUAUUCGUGGACAGCAGUUAUUCUGCAAACUUGUUCAAAAACCAAUUGACUGACAAUGAGAAAGUCUUUGUGUUGACUUCAUGUUCUCGAGGUACUGAGAUCACUCCCACUGAUUAUAACAAGAAGAUAGACGUCUUCCUCUCUGAUAAAUUCUCAUCUACUUGGUUGCACUUCCUUGAUCAGGCUGACUAUGAAACACAAACAUUCGAUGAUCUGUCGAAGGACAAACAAUCUAAGCACAUAAAGGAGAAUCCUGAUGCCUGUCCCUGCUUUUUUGGGAAACUGGACGCGACGAAGCAUUUCCUUAAUGAGUUUCUGCAGAAGUAAACAGCUAAACUGCUCGACCUGUUUUUGAAGAAAACAACGGAAGAAAAUGUAAUCUGAAGAGCUCUUGUGUUUGUUUCUCUAGAUUUAUGAUUAGAAUUAAACUGAUUGAAGCAUAACACACGUUAUCAUUCAAAUAAAUCAUUAAACAAAAAUUUCUGGU